AUGCCAGCUAAAGGUUGGAGAAAACACGAGGAUGGCUCUUUUGCACCUCAGGGGGAAGCGCAGAGCCAGAAAGAGGCGGAUAUGAUCUCUAUAGAGAGCCUUUUGUUCCCCAAGUCAACCGUCAACAGACUGGCCAAACAAAUCAUUGGUGUAUCUGAAGACCAGACUGAAGAGGGUAGUGCUGAGAUGGCAGGAAUGUCAUUGGCCAAGGACGGACUCACUGUCAUCCAGAGAAGCAGCGUUGUGUUCGUAUCGCAUUUGUACCACUACGCUAGACAGCACAGCAAAGAUGCCAACCGCAAGGGGGUUUCCGAAGAUGAUGUUUUGGCAGCUUUGAAGACAAUCGAGUUUGACCAGUUUUUGCCCAUUGUUCAGGAGGAGCGCGAGAACUUCAAGUCGCGGAAGCAACUCAAGAAGAAGUCAAAGCAAGACACCACUAACAACGGCACUAUUGAUGAUGCAGAAGAUGAAUCUGUCACGAUUGAUGGUGAUGACCUCGACGAGGCGACCAAUGGCUCUAAGAAACUGAAGGGUGCAAACGGUGCCCCAGUGGUGGCUGGUAUCAGCGGGGAUUCUACUGAAAACGAGAUUGAAGUGGACAAGACAGACGAUACUCUAAGUGAUAAAGAGGAGGACGAGGAAGAGGAAGAAGCUCCAGAGGAGGAGGAUGAGGAAGAAGAAGAGGAGGAGGAGGAAGAAGAAGAAGAAGACGAGCAGGUGGCUCUGAAGCCUUCGCAGCGACUGGAGCAAGAACAUCGCGAGCUCGCAGGCGAGACCGUAGAGGAUGAUGUUCAGACUGCCGAGCCUGAUGAAGAGGAGGAGGAUGAUGAUGAGGAUUAG
This is a messenger RNA of Kuraishia capsulata CBS 1993, 840 nucleotides long. RefSeq lists its product as uncharacterized. The transcript has 2 exons. Gene Ontology annotation, biological process: DNA damage response; heterochromatin formation; leading strand elongation. Gene Ontology annotation, molecular function: chromatin DNA binding; protein heterodimerization activity. The record is from RefSeq and is a predicted model, not a curated record. Bases 1 to 840 code for a protein of 279 amino acids. NCBI's taxonomy places the organism in Eukaryota, Fungi, Ascomycota, Pichiomycetes, Pichiales, Pichiaceae. Gene Ontology annotation, cellular component: CHRAC; epsilon DNA polymerase complex.